Zychaea mexicana is the source of this 672-nucleotide messenger RNA. RefSeq lists its product as uncharacterized. Bases 1 to 672 code for a protein of 223 amino acids. The transcript has 2 exons. The record is from RefSeq and is a predicted model, not a curated record. NCBI's taxonomy places the organism in Eukaryota, Fungi, Mucoromycota, Mucoromycetes, Mucorales, Lichtheimiaceae.
AUGUCAUCACCCCCCCUCUCCUCAGAAGUAGUUGAAACAGAUGGUAUUGUCUGCGACACUACUAAGCUAUCCAUUGCCACAAUUAUCAAACGGGAGGCAACCAACUUACAUGACCAAUAUAAGCAUGGAAACCCCCUAUCUUCGCGACAGCGAAAGAUUAUGUCCAAUGGCCUAUCGUCGAUCUUGGAUCUGGUUGAUCAAUCGUACACUUCUCAAAUGGCAACAAAUCAACCAACUAUUCCAAAACAACAUCGCAUCCCAGAUACUUCCCCCCUGAAUCCUACCCUCAGUACAACCUUGAAAGUCAUCGCUGCCACGUUAAAGCAGACCUCUAACAUCAAAAUGGGACUACUUUAUCUAUACAAAAUCUAUGGCAAGCACCAUUCUACCAGCCUUAUGCCUUCUCUCCAAAUUCUUGAACAUGUACUGAAUCUACUGGAUCAGGAAUCUGAUUUACUCCAAGCCAAGCCCACUACUAUGAUCUCUGAAACUGACUACGUCGCGUACAUUUGGCUCCCCCUGUUUAGAAGGCUGUUCCAUGCUGGCACCAACAUACAGAUCAAAACUGGCAAAACUACAUUCCCAUUCUCCACUGCUUCUAAGCAACAACUUUACCCAGGUGCAUCAAAUGUGACAGGUUUCAAAAUCGAUUUGCGAUUUGUCGUUCACUAA